Cloeon dipterum is the source of this 1577-nucleotide messenger RNA. Its product is annotated as isovaleryl-CoA dehydrogenase, mitochondrial-like. Gene Ontology annotation, molecular function: flavin adenine dinucleotide binding; 3-methylbutanoyl-CoA dehydrogenase activity. Gene Ontology annotation, cellular component: mitochondrion. The record is from RefSeq and is a predicted model, not a curated record. Lineage: Eukaryota; Metazoa; Arthropoda; Insecta; Ephemeroptera; Baetidae. Gene Ontology annotation, biological process: L-leucine catabolic process.
ACUCGUAGUAACCCAAGACGAGCCUCCAAUAUUUUUGCUUCGACCGCUUCGACAGAGAUUAACAUGUCUUCCAUCCGGUUGAUGUCCCAAAGAUGCUGCAAGAGCCUUUUUAACCGAAAAUCCGUCUCCGGACUGAGUGUCCUGCAAGCGAGACAGAGUUCGCAGUACUUUCCUAUCGAUGAUAACGUGUUCGGGCUAAACGAGGAUCAGCAACAGCUCAGACAGACGGUUUUUAAUUUUUUCCAAAAGGAGCUCGCUCCGAAGGCAGCAGAAAUCGACAAAACCAACAAUUUCCCCGAACUGCGGGAGUUCUGGAAGAAACUGGGCAGCUUGGGGACGUUGGGCAUCACCGCGUCGAGCAAAUAUGGUGGCUCGGACGGCUCGUAUCUGGACCACUGCAUCAUCAUGGAGGAGAUGUCGAGGGCCGCUGGUGGCAUUGCCCUGAGCUACGGCGCACAUUCUAAUUUAUGCGUCAACCAAAUUAAUCGUAACGGAACCGAGGAGCAGAAGGAGAAAUACCUUCCGAAGUUAUGCUCUGGAGAACACAUGGGAGCCCUGGCCAUGUCGGAGCCUGGCGCCGGCUCGGACGUCGUCUCGAUGAAACUGCGAGCUGAUAAAAAAGGAGACUACUACACGCUGAAUGGCAACAAGUUUUGGAUCACCAACGGCCCUGACGCCGAGACUCUUGUGGUCUACGCCAAGACGAAUCCGAACGCGGCCAAGCCCCAGCACGGAGUGACGGCGUUAAUCGUCGAGAAGGGAAUGGAGGGCUUCAGCACCGCCCAAAAACUGGACAAACUCGGCAUUCGCGGCUCCAACACUGGCGAACUCAUUUUUGAAAACUGCAAGGUGCCAGCUAAAAACAUUCUGGGUCAGGAGAACAAAGGCAUCUACGUGUUGUUCAGCGGGCUGGACCUGGAGCGUCUGGUGCUGGCGGCCGGUCCGGUGGGCCUGAUGCAGGCCAGCUGCGACACCGCCUUCGAGUACGUGCACCAGCGAAAGCAGUUCGGCCAGCCGAUCGGCGAGUUCCAGCUGGUGCAGGCUAAAAUCGCCGACAUGUUCACGUCGCUGUCCGUCUCCAGGUCGUACCUGUACAGCGUGGCCAGGGCGUGCGACAACGGCAAGGUCAGCCGCAGGGACUGCGCCUCCGUCAUCCUGUUCUGCGCUGAACAAGCUACCAAGGUCGCCCUCGACGCCAUCCAGUGUCUCGGCGGCAAUGGCUACAUCAACGACUACCCGACUGGCAGGUACCUGAGAGACGCCAAGCUCUACGAAAUCGGGGCUGGAACGAGCGAAGUGCGCCGAUUGGUCAUCGGACGCUCGCUGAACGAGCUCUACAAAUAAUGAAGUGCCAUUGCAUUUUAAUCGCGCGCUUGCCUUUUAGAAAAAUACUAUACUGGUACAAUACUAAACUUGUCUCAGAAAAAAAAUGUGAUCGAGAAUAGGUUAGUGACCCCAAAUCUGCCAUAUUAAAUAUUAAAAUACCACCUGGGGUUACUACAAACUAUAUCGAGCGUUGCUCAAUGUUGAAUAUUUUGAAAAUAUUAUAUUUUUAAUAAACCAAAUUUUAAUCAGCA